Molecule: messenger RNA, 3614 nt
Organism: Sclerotinia trifoliorum
Lineage: Eukaryota; Fungi; Ascomycota; Leotiomycetes; Helotiales; Sclerotiniaceae
Source: the annotation of a GenBank genome assembly
AUACUAGCAAAGAAUUCUUUGCAGUAUGAUUAGGUCUUAAAUGCUCGUUUAGUGCUGGUAGUCAGUCGUGUGUUGAAAAGGGGCUAGCAAAGUUAAAAAAAACAGGACUCUCACCCUAAGUACCAAUUUUCCAUCGUCGAUCUAUUCCCUCCAGAGAUCAAUAACAGAUCACGAUCUUAUAUUCGAGAAGCGGAUCUUUUUCUUAUGCUACUCAGCUAUUUUACAAGCGGAAGUGAUAUUCAGGAAGCUAGUCGUUGAUGCAGGCAAUAAUUAACCCCAACAUUAGUGGCCUCUCGUUCCACCCCCUCUUCACUUGUUAGCAACAACACUUCUGUUUAAAUAGUCUCGAAGCAUGACAAAUGGAGCGAUUAUUCAGGCACGUAGUCUACCACUAAACUCAAAACAUCCUACUUCAAGGAUCUUACACCCUCUAGGUAUAAAGCUUGAUAAUUCUUGCAAGUACUAUAUAUCUCUCAUUUUCCUCUUCACUUCUCUUCGUUUCAUAUUCAACGUCUUUUUCAUUUCAUUAUGGCCUCCACCACAAGCUCCGACGGAAAUAUGCAUUCCGAAAAAGAGUUGCCAUCUCCUAGACAUAUCGAGCAAUUAACCGACGCCAGACAGCAUGCGGCCAUAAACAGAACUUUGAACGACCCUUUGGCCUUGUAUAAUGAGGACGAUCUGGAGGUCCUUGCAGAGAAUUAUGCUCGAGCUCAUGCGCUCAACGAUUCGAUUGAUAUUUCCGCAUUCAAGGCUGGAGCAUUGCUUGCAAAAAAUCCCGAUAGUCUACGGGCGAGAGCUCAACUUUCCGCCGCUGAAAUAAAUUUCUUUGACAAAGAGAAGACAAAUAAAUGGUCCCAGCCCAUGCUUUUCUAAAGUCAUCCUGCUCUGUUCGGUUUGCGCAGCCGUUCAAGGAGUAGAUGAAAGUGUUGUAAAUGGAGCGCAGAUUUUCUACGCCAGGAUGUUCGGAAUUGAUGAUCCAGACAGCUCUUUGGAUCCAUGGCUCUUAGGCAUCACCAAUGGUGCCCCGUAAGUCUUGAUUAAUCCCUCUAUCUCAAGCAAUCACUUAUGCAAAAUUAUUAGAUAUCUCGGUUGUGCUAUCGCUGGCUGCUGGCUUACUGUUCCAUUUAAUAAAUGGGUAAGUAAACUUAAUCGGUUCACGAAAAUUCUUCAUUCUUAAUACCUAAUCCUGUUUCCCAAUCUCAAACUACACUUCAUAUUUCUCAUACACCUUUCUAUUGCUUCCCAACAUAGGCUCAGCCCCUCAUCUCCUCCAAAAUCCUUUUUUGAUAUGCAAUACUGAUUUUAUCAUAGUGGGGACGUCGAGGAACCAUCUUCGUCACCUGUAUGAUCUCGGCCUUGACCUGCUUCUGGCAGUCAUUUACAAAUACCUGGUGGCACAUGUUUAUUGCUAGAUUUGCCCUUGGAAUAGGUAUUGGUGCAAAGUACGUACUGUUAUUCUUAUCUUCUCACAGGGUUUCUAAUAGUUCCGACCACAAUUCUAUCAUCACGAGCUCUCAUUCCCUGAUUGCAAUAGAGUAUUAAAGUCUCUUGAAAUGCUGAGUUCAUUUUUGAAUAUUGUCUCGAUUUCAAGUAUUGAAAACGUAGAACUAAACUGCGACGAAGUGAUACAAUAAUGGAGGUAUCUAGUCACGAGGUUUCUCUGUAGUACACGAGCUAAAGCCUAGACUCUUCAUAGAGAGCUAGGCCCUUAAUCCUCUUUCAAGAUUUCCAUCAAUACAGUAGUUCAUCAGGGACCUAAAGAUCUCAGUGGUAUAGUCUGCUACGCACUAUUUAAUAACCCUUCUUUUCUCCACAGUCGAGUCUCAUAAAAAUUUUGAUGCUAAUUUUCUCCUAGGUCAGCGACUGUUCCUGUAUAUGCUUGUGAAACUUCUCCAGCUCCGAUACGUGGUGCCAUGGCUAUGCAAUGGCAGGUCUUCACCGCCUUUGGUAUCAUGUUGGGUUUCGCAUUUGAUCUAGCCUUCUACUAUGUCCCAGAUACAGCAGCUAAUAUUCAUGGGCUUAAUUGGAGAUUAAUGAUGGGAUCCGCCGGAGUCCCUGCUCUCUUUGUUUGCUUACUUGUAUUCUAUUGUCCCGAGUCGCCUCGCUGGUACAUGGGCAAAGGCAGACACCAAGAAGCAUAUAAUGCCAUGUGCAGAUUGAGACACACUAGGGUUCAGGCAGCACGAGAUAUUUUCCAAAUGCAUAUGCUCCUCGAAGCCGAGAAGAACAUGGGUGAUGGACAAAACCAGAUCAAGCAACUUUUCACGGUACCCCGUAUUAGGAGAGCAAUGGUAGCUUCAGAGAUUACCAUGUUCAUGCAGCAGGUAAGAAAAUUAUCGUAUUUCAAUAUAUUAUAGGCCACGAUAGCUAACAUGUGUAUUAGUUCUGUGGUAUCAAUGUCAUAGCGUACUAUUCCAGCGUAAUUUUCGUUGAUGCUGGCUUUUCGGAAGUCAAUGCUUUGUGUGCAUCCUUGGGUUUCGGCGCGCUUAACUUCUUUGGUGCUCUUCCUGCUAUCAUCACAAUCGACAAAUUCGGUCGACGAUGGCUUCUACUCCUCACAUUUCCACUCAUGUCCGCCUUUUUGUUCCUCACUGGUUGGAGUUUCCUGAUUCCAGAGGGAACUGCACGUAUUAGUGUCGUAGCUCUAGGUAUCUAUCUCUUCUGUCUAGCCUACAGGUAAGAAAUUACGCCGUUUCAUUUCUCCCCACCAUUUAAUGCACAUUUCUGUAUUUUUUAACUAUCACAUGUGAGAUUAUUAGAAUGGGCAUAUUAAGGAGAGUGUCUUAUGCCUCUAGGGCCUCUAGAAGCAUAACCGUGCUAGCUCGUAUCACAACGCUAACAGUUCAUAGCCCUGGAGCUGGCCCUGUGCCCUUUACGUACUCGGCAGAGGUGAGAAAUUUACCUUUUAUUAUAUCAUGUUCUGUAACAUAACCCUAACAACUUCUUAGGCCUACCCUCUCCACAUCCGUUCACUCGGAAUGUCCUUAGCAACAGCCACUACAUGGUUCUUCAACUUUGUCUUAGCAAUCACAUGGCCAUCUAUGUUGAGAUCCUUCAAGGCUCAAGGAGCUUUCUCCUUUUACGCUGGAUUCAACAUAGUCGGCUUCUUUCUUGCUCUGUUCUUCGUCCCUGAGACUAAAGAUAAAACACUGGAAGAAUUGGACCAGGUUUUCAGCGUUCCUACGAGAAAGCACGCCGCCUAUGGAUGGGGUCAAUUUACUUACCCUAUUAAAAGACAUGUCUUCAAAAUGGAUGUUGAGAAGCCAAAGUUAUAUGAGAACUUGGCCGAAAAGGACCAAUAUCAUCACAGUCCCACCUCAUCUGUGAGGGUUGGAGGCACAACUGAUAGAGUUUGAGCACCCUCGAUUGGAAACUUGAGGCUGUUCCAAUAGUUUGAUUGAGACGUAUUAAUUAGAUGAUCCAAAUAAUUGGAAACUAAACUACUCAAGGUCCAGUGCCAUACGAAAGUGCCAGGGCAAACAAAACCAUAUGGGAGAUUCAACAUGCUCCAUGCUAAUAUGAUUUAGAUUAUUUGCAAUCUACAACGCACCUAGAAUUAUUCAAUUUUAUUGGGAAAUCCUACGUUCCAAGAAGAAUGUAGAGUACUCUAGCUA